AUGACGUGGCCAAGAAAUUGGGGACAACGACAUCUUGUGCUUCACCCGCACUGCUUGAUAUGCUAUGAGGAUUUCACUGCGAGAGUGUUGAGGAAAGAGAAAGCCAAGAUGUACCUCAGCCAUGUCUGCAAGGCCUUCACACACGAUGAGCUCCGUUUCACUGUUUGCGAAGGCUCAGGAAGACAGCGGGUCUGGACGUUUCAAGCCGACAGUGAGCAGAAGAAGAUGGAGUGGAUCGCCGCCAUUAAGACACAGAUUGAGAAGUCGAACACGAAUAAUGACAAGAGCGAGAGCUGUCAGUCGACCCAAGGCUUCGGGGGAAUGGAGGAGGAGACCUACCAAGAAAUCAGCCAGGUGAGCGAGGUCUUGACGGAUAUCAGCUCCAUCAACGUCAACGAGAGCUUGAAAGAGCAUUGCGGAGACUCGGUCACUACUUGUUCGGUCGACGUGAGUCAAACGGAGACAAGGGAGAAGGAGGAUAUUGGGAGGGAGGGGAAGGAGAGGGGUAACGAGCAGCUUUCAAGCUCUGCUGGCUCUGUCGGGGACCUGAGAAAAGAAGCUCAACAGGAGGAGGGCGAGAGGGUCAUGUCGUCUCAACCCAGACGACGACUAGUCAGAGGAGAGAUCAACGGUCUGAUCGGUAAGAGACUCUUCGAGGAAGGACUUCGCUACUGGAACCUCUACUCCACGAGGACCGCCAGGAGCAUGCGAGCUGAACCUGAAAGCUCCUUCUCAUCUCGCCCGAUGCGCCUCGAGCCUCCGCUAGAGAGUAAGGUCAUCGUGACUGGCGAGGAGGAGGAAGAGGAGGAAGGGGGGGGAAGCGGAAGCAAGUGCGGCCUGUACAUGAAAAGAUCACGAGUUUAUCCGAUGGAUGGCACAAGGAUAGCCAAGAAAGUUUAA
Guillardia theta CCMP2712 is the source of this 900-nucleotide messenger RNA. RefSeq lists its product as hypothetical. The transcript is spliced from 6 exons. The record is from RefSeq and is a predicted model, not a curated record. The coding region runs from base 1 to 900 and encodes 299 amino acids. NCBI's taxonomy places the organism in Eukaryota, Cryptophyceae, Pyrenomonadales, Geminigeraceae.